GAAAUCCUCUAAGGGGGUGGAUGAGAGACAAAGUCUGCAGCCCUGCUCAACCAGGAAGAGCUCCACCUCAAACACAGCAAACAAUAACAACCUCCCUUGUUGCCUCGCUCGCUCUCCCAGUCUGUGUGUCUUCUCUUUGUGGGCGCACCAUGAGGCUGCCUACGGCCGGCCCCAGCACUGGCCAGACCUGUGGGCUUGUGCUGAUCUCCGCUGUGCUGCUACAAUCCAUUUGCGUGGCGGUGACUUUCCUUUACUUCACCAAUGAGCUGAAACAGCUCCAGGACACAUAUUCCAAGAGCGGCAUUGCUUGUCUCACUGGGGAAGAUCUGGGAACUUUCAUAAAACAUGUGGAUCUAAAUGAGAAUGAAGAAAGAGAGAGUGACCCCUGCUGGCAAGUGAAGUGGCAACUAGGAAAGUUAAUUAAAAAGAUGAUAUCAAGAAACUAUGAAGAAAACAUUUCAUCUGCGGUGAAAGGAACUGAAGAACAGGGAUCUCAGAACCAUGGACACAGAAUAGCAGCUCACUUAACUGGAAGCCACAAUAAGAAGAGCUCUCUAGCCACAUCAAAUUCCUCAUCCAGAAGAGGUGUUGGGCAGAAAAUAAAUACCUGGGAACCCUCAAGGAAAGACCAUUCAUUCCUCUAUAAUGUGGAGUUGAAAAAUGGGGAGUUAAUCAUACCCAGAACAGGGUUUUAUUACAUCUACUCUCAAACUUACUUUCGAUUCAGCGAACCUGAGAACGAGGAUUCAGAAUCAGAUCCGUUAGCACUAAGCAGAAACCCUAAGCAAAUGGUCCAGUAUGUUUACAAACUGACGACAUAUCCAGAGCCUAUCCUGCUCAUGAAAAGUGCAAGAACUAGCUGCUGGUCUAAAAAGGCAGAAUAUGGACUUUACUCCAUAUAUCAAGGUGGAGUAUUUCAGCUAAAAAGGGAUGAUAAGAUUUUUGUCUCUGUCAGUAACGAGGACAUAGUUGACAUGGACAAAGAAGCAAGUUUUUUUGGAGCCUUUUUGAUCAGCUAAAUGAUUAACAGAAAACCAAACUCCCAAAGGAAUCAUUUUUUAAAUUCUGUAAUCUAAGGUGGCAGAGGAGGGAGGAAGCCACUGUGACAAUACAGUGACUUCGAAGCAAUAGUGGCAAUGCAAGAAUCCCCACUGUCAAAUCAUCCUGUGAAAGGUUUGAUUGCUCUGAGAAAUGAUCCAGCGGAAGAGCAGCAGGUGGCUACAGCUGCAUAUGAUUGUGCCUUGUAUAACAGCACAGCAGAUCCCCAAACAUGCCAGUGUUCUAGGACUUGCCAGGAUUUUAACAUGUCAAAGGUGAAUGGUUUUGGCUAGGAUCAGAUCAAGUGCAGGCAGGCACUGUCUGAGGUUCCCUAUAACAGUCUACCAAAGCCUCUCAAAACCUCGUUUGUGACAAUACCUCUGCAGGAAAGGUGGAUUUGCACGGGGACUAGAUGGAGACUAUAGACUUGCAUAGGGGAUUAGAUUGAGGUUGGAAAAUGGAUUUUAUCAUGAACGACACUUUGGACCCUAUCCUGCUGACUCUUUCUCCUGUGAGUAAUCUUUACAUGAGCAGAAGCCCCUCUGAUGCCAGUUGGACUGCUCUCUUGAGUAAUAAGGUUUGCAGGAUCAGGCCCUAUGUUUGAAUCUUAGAUUUCCUAAAAUGAAAGGCUUGCAAACAAUUAAACUACAGUAGCAUUUAAGCACAUACUUAACUUUGACAUGCGAGUACUCCAUUUGAAAUCAAUGGGAUACUAAUGUGCUUAAAGUUAAACAUGUGCUUAAGUGCUGCAUGGGAUCACAGCCUGGUUAUUUUUGUCUUCAUUAGGGUAUUGUAUAGAUGAUGGAAUGAAGUGGCACAGCAGAGCCAUUGAAAUCAAUAAGUCAAAUUAUGAGUUCCCAGUACAUUUUAAUAAUCCCAUAUCUGCUUAGUUGACUAAUAUUGUACUGCAGAGAUUUCACCACACUUAGAGCAUGUUCAAAUAUGGAAUCACUCUAUACUUAGUGAAAAUGAGUAUUUGAUCCAGAACCCAAGUGUUUUCCUUUAAAUGUUGCAUUCAGAGGACUACAUUAUUUGUCUCACAUCAAGCAUGACAUGAUGUGGUUCUUUCAUGUUGAUUGGCAUGAUGCCAUGGAACAUGAUAUGAUGCAGAAUAAUUAGCUUGGAUUUGAAGGAGAACAUUCUUAUUCCUGGAGAGGAUACAUGACUAUCUCUGCUUCAGCAUGGGCUGAUUUUAAGUUAAUACUGUUUAGAUUUUUCUUUUAUUUGCAGGGCUGUGUGGGAACUAGAAAGCAUUUCUUUUUCUACCUGAACUGAAUAUUAGAUUUGUUAGCUGUAAGAUUAGAACUGUUUUUCAAAAGUUAAAGUUUUGUUAAGUAUAGGCAAUAUAGCCGGAUCUUCAGGUAGCACCACUCCAGUCACUUUAGUGGAGCUACACCCAUUUACACCAGCUACAGAUCUAGCCCAAGUUCAGUGGAAAAAACAUAUGUUUCUGAAAGAAAGGGGGAGUGAAAGGCAAGUGGGGCAAGGAUUAAGCCAGUAGAGAAUUUGGCCCUAUAUUAUUUUUGAUAUAAUAAGGUUGCCUCAGGAGUCAUAAAAUGAUGAAAGUCAGCAAAUGGCCUUACUUACUUUGUCCAUGGCCUACAGGAAAAACAGGUAUACCAUUCACCCUACUACCUUUUUUAUGGCCAACCGGAAAUGAAUUUGCAUCAGUUGCCUCACUUGCCUUGUCUAUAUAAAUCAGAAAAGUAGGCACACCAGUCAUUCUAUUUACUUUACCUAUGAACAGCAAGAAAACAAUUUACAGCAAUCACUUUGCUUUGACUGGUUAGAAGAAAGAAGCACAUGCAAGUUGAUAUUCAAAACCAUUGUUCCAGUCUGUGUUUGCUGUUUCUACAUGGAGGAAAAUAUGUUAAUUUCGAUGGUAGCCAAUUCUGUGACUUGCUCCACCGCUUACUGGAGAUGCUUGCUUUGCAGUGCAGUCAUGUCUCAUAUACUUUAUAUAUUUUUCUCAGCUAGUCCUUUGAAGCAUUUUCUCAGAAUUCUCCGACUGCACACCACAGAGUUUUUAGCUUUAUUUGGUGGCUUCCUAAUUUGGAUACAGUAUGAAUUUGCACUAGUUUCACACUGGUCCCCACUGACUUUGACUGAACUGCUCCUGAUUUACACUGGUGUAGAUACUUCAGGUCUGUCUAGCUGAGCGAGGGCCAGAUUUUGCUGCCCUUACUCAUAUUACAUAAUACUUUGGUCCCAAUGCUGUAAUGGGAGUACUCUUAGUGCACAAAGUUAAGCCUGAGUGUAGGUGUUUGCAGGAUUGAGGCCUCACUUUGCAAGUUGUUUGUGGAGUAAGGGCUUGGCCCUGCUCCCAUUCAGAUCAGAGCAAAAACCUUAAUGGGGCAGGACCAACCCCUUAGAUAUUAUUCAAUGAGAGUAAGGCCAGCACAAUCUGAUCCAGUCCGAUUAGGAUAUAUACUGUGUUUAUUUUUCACAAAACUGACUAAUUUUCAAACUACAUAGUUCAGUUUAGCUUAAUACAUUUUCAAAAGAGAAUAAUUUGCAGAGAACUUUUAUCCAGAUUUUCUUCCCAGUUCUAAUUUUUGAUUCAGCUAACACAGUGCUCUUACUUAACACAGGAGUACUACAAGACUGCAUUAAACAGCUCCCUCCAGAUCCUAGAUUCUGUCCCUGGUCCUUCAAAGUCUUAUAUAUGUGCUUUACUUUACAAACUGAGUAGUCCCAUAGACUUCAUUUCCUGGAUCAGGUUCAUAUUAUUUAACUCCUCAGCAACAUACUCAACUGCAGCAUAUAAAUAAAAUAAUGGAUUUUUUUUUAAAGUCCAGUUAUUUUAGGUGCUUAUUUUUUAAAAAAAAAUUUUAAC
Molecule: messenger RNA, 3874 nt
Organism: Mauremys reevesii (Reeves's turtle)
Lineage: Eukaryota; Metazoa; Chordata; Testudines; Geoemydidae
Gene: TNFSF10
Product: TNF superfamily member 10
Exons: 5
Coding region: 21-1019 (332 amino acids)
Biological process (GO): immune response
Cellular component (GO): membrane
Molecular function (GO): CD40 receptor binding; tumor necrosis factor receptor binding
Source: RefSeq, a predicted model, not a curated record